Messenger RNA from Pseudomassariella vexata, 852 nucleotides. RefSeq lists its product as uncharacterized. The record is from RefSeq and is a predicted model, not a curated record. NCBI's taxonomy places the organism in Eukaryota, Fungi, Ascomycota, Sordariomycetes, Amphisphaeriales, Pseudomassariaceae. The coding region runs from base 219 to 740 and encodes 173 amino acids. The transcript has a single exon.
ACUUGGAACUCGUGCACCAUUUCAUUUGCUUAUCGGCGGCAGUUUGCGCAUUUUCAACAGCAUUUUCCUUUUUAUCUUCAAUUUUAAGAUCAGCACAUAUAAAAAACAAAGACAGCAUGCAUUCGCUUUGGAAGCUUCGAAAGAACGUGUGCAGAUCAGAUGCUGCUCAAAAACUGUCACAUAUGUGGCUUAGCCAGGGAGGCAAAGUCUAGAAAUCUAUGGUCACAAUUCUGCACACUAGUUAUUUUGGGAAACAUUUGAGUAGUCUUUUUUUUUUGAAAAAAAAAAACCAAGCGAAGGACCCCCCUUCUCUGUUUCGGGGGGCUCUGUUCGGCAUGUCAGUAUUAUUGUGGGAACGGAGCAAUGAUAGGAUGAGAGAUCAGAAUCGGGAUGAGAAUGAUGAUGGGACGAGAAAUGUAUGCGGGCCUAUGCUGUGGUCAUCCAAACUUGACCAUGGCUCCGGCAGGACAAGACUGGUUGGGAACGGAGCAGACUAUCUCAGUAGCCAAUCCUAUGGAUUCGUUCCCGAAGCUUUCGGCCACGCUGCGUUUCACACGAGCAGGCGUCAUAGAACUUCAGAUGGAUAUCAUCAGCAUAUUGUCGGUCGGUUCUUUGGAUUUGCUGAGUUGACGGAGAAUUUCCCUUCGCGGACAGGGAUCUCCUUUGAUGCUCGAACCGGACUGGUGAACCGCAAAGAAGUCGGUCGGGACAGUUGGUUUAUGGGUGGCAGUUUGUGUUAGCGCGCGGUAUACCCGCUGAUAGACUGGUUGGCAUUCGACGGAGUUCCACUGGGAUUUUUAAUCAAGAGCGUGGUUGCCUCAUCAAGUUGGAAUCAAGUUGUUCCUAUGCACC